Molecule: messenger RNA, 2643 nt
Organism: Chelmon rostratus (copperband butterflyfish)
Lineage: Eukaryota; Metazoa; Chordata; Actinopteri; Chaetodontiformes; Chaetodontidae
Product: tetratricopeptide repeat protein 39A
Exons: 18
Coding region: 111-1877 (588 amino acids)
Molecular function (GO): protein binding
Source: RefSeq, a predicted model, not a curated record
ACCACUUUAGGUGGAUUUCACCAACAGGAAAGUCUUAGCAUCUUGACGCCGGCUUGCACGCAACAGCCAGCCCUCGUUUGGAAAGCUCGUUUUCACAGUGGAAGCCGUGAAUGCGUCUUCAUUCUCCGCGAGUACUGCUGAACUCCGAACAGGUGUUGGGGCGCGCCGCCCGGAGAGAGAACAUGUCCAAUGGGAAAGGCGCAAGUGCUGCACAAAACCCCUCACAGAGGACCCUGAAUGAGUGCCUGGAUGAGUGUAUGGAGGCCUUGGAUCUCUUCCUUAACAACCACUUCACUGAGAGCCUGGAGAGGCUGCGUCCAAGAGUGAAUGAGAGUAUGUACCAUGCUCUUAUCUACGCCACGGUGCUGGAAAUGCAGGCCAUGAUGACUUUUCAGCACGACGACAUCAGCAAUGCAGGAAAUACCAUGAAGAGUGCCCAGGAGGUCUGCCAGAGGUUUCGACGGAAAUCUCCAGGGUUGGCUAACAAGUCAGUAGGGGAAUCACUCACUGAAGUGCAGCUUCAUGCUGAAGUGUGUUACGCAGAGUGCCAACUCCAAAGAGCUGCUCUCACCUUCCUACAGGAUGAGAACAUGGUGAGUUUCAUCAAAGGAGGGAUCAAAGUCCGAAACAGUUAUCUAAUUUACAAAGAACUGCACUCCCUCAUCAAAUCUCACAACUGUCUCAAAGGACCCAGCCACGUUCACUUAGAGGGAGGAAUAUCGUUUGGAAUAGGGGCGUUUAAUCUGACACUCUCUCUGUUUCCCCCGCGGAUACUCAAAGUUUUGGAGUUUGCAGGCUUCUCUGGAGACAAGGAGUACGGUCUGUCCCUGCUGCAUGACGGUGCGACAGGGUUGAAUCUGCGCUCCAUGCUGUGCGCUCUCCUGCUGCUCUGCUACUACACCUUUCUCACGUUCAUACUAGGGACGGGCGAGGGAGAGGUGGCUGAGGCUGAAAGGCUGCUGAAACCUUUCCAGCUCCGCUACCCACGGGGAGCGAUAUUCCUCUUCUUUGCAGGCCGGACUGAAGAGAUCAAGGGGAACAUUGAUGAGGCGGUGGCGCUCUUUGAAGAUGGCUGCAAAGCCCAGCAGGCGUGGAAGCAGUUCCACCACAUGUGCUACUGGGAGCUGAUGUGGUGCUUCACCUAUAAGCGAGCGUGGAAGAUGGCAUACUUCUACGCAGACCUGCUGAGCCAGGAGAGCCGCUGGUCCAAGGCCAUGUAUGUUUACAUGAAAGCUGCUUACCUCAGCAUGCUGCCUGAAGAUGAGGCCAGGCCUUUCGGGGAGGACGAGGUAGAGCUAUUUAGGAAAGUGCCCACCUUCAAGCAGAAGAUAGCAGGGAAGUCUCCCCCGACUGAGAAGUUUGCCAUCCGUAAAGCCAGACGCUACAAGGCUCCCUGCCCAAUCAAGCUACCGGUGCCAGUGCUGGAAAUGAUGUACAUGUGGAACGGUUUCAGUAUGAUCAGCAAGCGACCAGAGCUGACGGAGGGCAUGAUGCAGACUUUGGUGGAGGCAGAGCGCACGCUGCUGGAGUCUCCUGGAAACGAGUACUCAGUGGACGACCGCUGUGUGAUCCACCUGCUGAAGGGUCUGUGUUUGAAGAACCAGGGUCUCCUCCAGGCCGCUGAGGAAUGCUUCAACAAAGUGUGUUCCAGUGAGAAGAAGAUCCGGUUUGACCACUACCUGGUGCCCAACUCUCUGGUGGAGCUCAGUCUGCUCUACAUAGACCAAGGCAGAAGGGACGAGGCUAUUAAACUACUGCACAAGGCCAAACACAACUACAAAGAAUACUCGAUGGAGUCUCGUACACAGUUCAGGGUCCACGCCGCUCUGGCCAAACUCAAGGCGGACCCCGGUGAAGAGGACGACACCCGCCUGUAGGAACACUCUCCGAUUCCCUCACACUAAUGACUGUUUAGCGUGACAGUUUUGCAUCUAUAUGCAUUUUCAACAAGUGAAUCCUGGGCGUUUUAUCACUGUGCUCAGGUACACUCUACCUGUUCAGGCAUUGUUGUGUCACAGUCUGCACCAACAUAUCACUGGACAAAGGUAGAAAGUAAAUAUUUACAAGAGCACUUCCUUCCCAGUCUGGCUUCCAAGAGCAUUAGUGUCACAUGGAGUUUGACUUUUUUAGCUGAGGGACACUGCAUUUACAGGAGCCAUUUUACUUUAUGGACAAUGUUUUUAUUGUUUACAUAGAAAAUUUAAAAAACACUGUUUUAAUCAACAAGUGAUUGAAAGCCACUAUAAAUAUCAAAUGUAAGACAUUUUAUGACAUAAUGAACAGUGAAGACUGUAUUUUACUGCAUUGAAAGAGCUCUACAUGAUUAUUACACAAUUCAUUUCAGCGCACUGUGCUGAUCUGGAGUGACUGCAAAAAGCAUUUAGUUCAAAACACUUUGAAAACCCAAUUCAGCAAAUACUUAACUGGCUUGAAGAAACGAAUGACUUACAGUCAGCUGCCAGUAUUCUAUUCAUGGAUACUAAAGAGGUGAAAACUGUUUACAGCUGCUCUAAACUCACGUCCACUGUGUGUGUGUGUGUGUGUUUGAAUUAAUCAGACUCAGUGUUUAGGCCGAUCUGGAUCAGUGUCCAGAAACUUUUGAAUGUAUAAAAAUUAUUUUUGCAUAAAUAAAUUCCACAUAUA